Molecule: messenger RNA, 1248 nt
Organism: Letharia columbiana
Lineage: Eukaryota; Fungi; Ascomycota; Lecanoromycetes; Lecanorales; Parmeliaceae
Exons: 5
Coding region: 1-1248 (415 amino acids)
Source: RefSeq, a predicted model, not a curated record
AUGUCAGGGCCGGCAGCUCAACUGUCGCCUCAGCAGCUUGAAGCACUUCUGAAUGGACCAGCUGGACCGCCACCUCCCGGGGUUAGGCCUGACUUUGAUAAUCCUGCCAAUUUAAACGGUCUAUUCAUCUUGACCUUGACAUUGUGUUUGGUAUUUGCAGGCUUUGCUGUAUUGAUGCGGAUCUAUACCAAGCUCUUCCUCAUUCGGUCUUGGGACUACGAAGAUUAUGCGAUCAUACUAGGAUGGAUAUUCCAGAUUGGACAAGCUGUACCGUCAAGAAUGGCUAACAAAGAUGGACGUGGAGUUCACAUGUGGGACAUACAAUUGAAAACGUUUUCAAGACUACUUUAUGAUGUCCAUGUUCAUUCAAUCAUGUACAGUUUCACCGUGUUCUUUAUCAAGCUCUCGAUCCUCCUCCAAUACCUGCGCAUCUUUGUCCCUACUCGAAAAAGCAACAUGGCCAUGUUCCUUACGACCCAUGUUGUUAUCUGGAGCCUUUUUCUCUUCUAUCUACUGGAUGUUGCAUUUACCAUUGGUCUGUGUAAUCCCCGCAGAAAGAUAUGGCAGCCGUGGUUAUCCAACGGCCAUUGCUAUAGCUCUGGCGUGUGGAGUCUGGCCAGCGGCACGUUUAAUGCUGUCUCCGACAUCACUAUUUUGAUCCUGCCCAUGCCUUGUCUAUGGAGACUCCAGAUUCCGCUGAAGAGUAAAUUGACCACGAUUGGGAUAUUUGCAACGGGUUCCUUUGCUUGUGUGACGUCCGUCUUACGGACAUACUACACCUGGAAAGUUGUGAAAGAGCCGGACGUCAGCUAUAACAUGAUCCUGAUGGGCCUUUGGACUCUGGCCGAGGUCGCAACCGGAAUCAUUAUCAGCUGCCUUCCCGUCCUGCCCAGAUUCUUCCGACACGCCGGUCCCAUAUUGUAUCGAGCGUUCUCGCUCGGAUCCAAGUCUUCAUCAUCUUCCGGCUCUGCGAAUACGGGGAGAAAUGCGAGACCCUGUUUGACGUCUCCUACAGUGUCUAUGGCUAGAACACCGAGAACCCUGAACAAUUCCCGUAUUUCCAAGGCACACGUCAAAGGCGAGUACACAGAGAUGGAAGAGUACGAUGCAACGAUUUCACAAGCGACCGCUACGCACCAGUUGCGCCCCGGACCGAUCAAUUCCAAUCGUGAAGUGGAGAGUGGGGGGUAUGGCUUCCCCCUUCGGGAUACGUUUUAUGAGGAGACGCGGCUCGAUACGUCCUUCUAG